AUGGCUCCCCCUAACCCUAUAUUCACUCCUACUAAUGGGAAGUGUCUUGGCGCUCAGGAAUUCUAUGCCGGUCUCGAUGGCUACGUCAACCCGGAUGCUAAUGUCCAUGAAGAAUAUCAAUCUAGCCUUCGCCACGCGAACCCACAAUCCUUCUUUGAUGACGCUUUCUGCAGUUAUGACGAUUCGUCGAUUACACAGGAGGACAUUUUCGGUGCAAGGAUCGUCCACCAUACUGAGACGGAUAUCGACUCGGAAGAUAGCCGCCCCAAAUGUUAUGUUGAUGAGGACUCAAAUCUCGAUGACCCAGAGUCUUCGAGCACGAAUCCCACUCCUCCUGUCGAACUCUUUGGCCCUUUCGCGCCCGUUGGCUCAACUAUUAAUCCUAGACUUCUCUCCUCUAUUCGUUCAGCGGGCAUUGAAACCCACAUCAAACACAACGCAACUGAGAAGGUUCUGCUACAAACAGAAUCCACUACUGCCGACAGCAAAGCCAUGCAAGAUCAGAUUAAAGCUGAUUUCGAUAAGGAGAUGCUUCAAGAUGCCAUGGCCAUUCUGAAACUCCAAAAUCUCAUCAUCUUGAGUAAGCACGAUCAAGCUUGUCUCAAGAAGGACAUUUACAUAAUGAUGGACAGAUGGGCGACACAGGAAUUGGCGGAUACUCUCUUGGCCCUAGAAGAUCAGUCUACUGUUGACGGUAUAUACAAAAUUUACCAACUUUUACUGUCUCUCAUCAAAGACUACUUGGACAAGGCGACCUCUGAUUUCCUCCCACGAGCAUAUCGAGGUCUUGCUGUGGUGGACUCAGGCUUGACUUACAACGAGCGCCAAGGGCUCGAGGGGGGGGUUGACCUGGAUAUUCUCGACAAACCUGGACGGAAACUUCUUUUCUGGGCUUUCCUAAGACACGAGUUGAUGAGCAAGGUUCGUCUUUACGUCGCGGUUAUUGAUCGUAGCUAUAGGCCUCCAGCCGAACUGAGUCGACGAGGAGGCCAUAAGUUUCUACCAUGGGAGGACGAAGCCAUCAGGUGUGUUCAUACCUAUAUACAAACUCUAUAUACAGCCUUCUUUUCUGAGUGGUCUGGAGCUGAGGUGCCGGAUCCGCCACCUCCAGGACUUGGACGCUCCAGCAACAUCGUCUGCGAGACGACCCGAUGGGUAGAAGCACUCACAAACGAUAAGUCCGUGUGCGCCACGGCCGCAGCAAAACUACCGAACUAUGGUCAUCAGCCAAUCAUGAGCCUCUUGGAUGAGAGACAAAAGCAGCAAGGUCAAGAAGCCUUCGAUUGA
Fusarium fujikuroi IMI 58289 is the source of this 1287-nucleotide messenger RNA. RefSeq lists its product as uncharacterized. Lineage: Eukaryota; Fungi; Ascomycota; Sordariomycetes; Hypocreales; Nectriaceae. The coding region runs from base 1 to 1287 and encodes 428 amino acids. The record is from RefSeq and is a predicted model, not a curated record. The transcript has a single exon.